This is a messenger RNA of Porites evermanni, 3913 nucleotides long. The record is from the annotation of a GenBank genome assembly. Lineage: Eukaryota; Metazoa; Cnidaria; Anthozoa; Scleractinia; Poritidae.
AUGAUGGAGACUAUGGGCCGAAUCGAUUCUGCAGAAAAUUCCGAUGAAUUUGCAAGCCUCGUUGACAUGGUUGAGCUGAAGAGCCGGCAGAAUGCAAGAAAAAGAAAAGUUUUCCUCAGCGUAUUCGCCACUGUGAUUUACAGCGUUUUUUUACUUUGGGAGUUUGUUGGAAGUGUUUUGUACACGGUCCGCGCAGUUGAAUGCUCCGCUGGAGACAAACUAGAAUCGUUCCAUUGUGGCGACAUCGAUACGUUUUCCUUCUCCAAAGAACUAGAAUUGGCGUGGUAUAUCACACGACUAGUUCAAAUGAUUUUCAUUGUUCUUGGAAUACAGAAAUUGCCUGAUUUCCUUGGUUACGUGGCCACUUUACAUAAGCUUAAAACCCUACCAGCAUUUUGGACUCUCCUUCUUUUGUUGAUGAUGGGUCUCGUUAGAUAUGUGAUACUUCUUGCUUUAUCAAAUAAUCUAAUGACUGGUGUUUUGACAUUAUUUUUCAUUCUCAGCUGCAUUUUCAAAUUCCUAAUCGUGGGGAUUGUUAAUUAUUGCCAGCUUAAUUCUUUAACGCAGCGAAAUCCAAGAUUUGUUUUAGUGCUUGUGAAAAUUACAUUCAUAGUUAUUCUAGUGCAGUGUAUCAUUGACUUUUGCCUAGCAAUAAUGCAGCUUGCCUUAUUCGCCGACGACUUUAAUAAGUUGAAGAUCUGAAAAUCGACGAACUUCCAUGUUGUUGCCAAUUUGUUAAGAAAGUCAGCUGAGUGUUCAUUUCACUAUAAAACUAUGGAUUUCUUUUGGGAAAAACUUUUUAAUGACCACAAGAACAUUCUUGAAAGUUACCAUGUUCGCUUAAACCAGUCCUUGAUGCGACGAGUUUAAAACUAGUGCUUCAAUGAAAGGUAGUAAACUUUUUACUUAACAAUUUGAAUAAAUAAUGUAAUGUGAUAUAAAGUUUGUAGAGUUGUGUGGGGGACUAGGUCAAUUUCGUUUCGCAUUGCACCAUGGGGCUGUUCUCUUGAGGACGCUGUAACGAAGACGACGGCACAGUGAGCUGUUUAUCACUUACAUUGUUCAAAAACAAAAUCUAAUCCAAAUAAUUAGAAAUACGUGUAGAACCUCGCGAGGCUCGGGACAGGGUGGUCGGAAAAAUGUUAGGGAUGGGAUGAGUGGAAAUAAAGUGGAUUUUGCGGUAUCUGUGAAGAGUGAAGGAGUUGAAUAUGGGGCCGUGAAAUAAGAAGGCGAGUCUCGUUUUGGUUGGAGUGAAUUUGAACCCAGUCCCUUUGCUUCAAAAGAGGAAGGGAUGGGAUCAAAAUAGAAGAAAUAGAAGUAGAAGAAGAACCAGCAAAGAAUGGUUAGUCAAAUACUAGUUUAGGCGGGGGUUAAUUUAAGUCUAAACCAUUGGACUUACACGCAAAGUUAUAUCUCCAACCGUGGUACAAGGGCGAGGCCGGUUGUUGAUGGAACCCCUCCCCUGAGUUUUUGAUAUGUUGCAGUAUUUCGAAAAGAUUUUACCUUAAGUGGAAGCCUUUCUCGAUACGAUGAGGUAUAUUUCAUUGGUGGUGGCGCUGCUGGAGGCCUGUGACGUCACCAAAAAUGGUAGCCAUCUUGGAUUUUACCAAGGAUUAGAAAUCAGGUAAAAACGUAGAGAAUGUAUUUUUGUUUUGCGCAGGACAUGUAAAACAAUAAUAAGUACUUUGCUUCAUUUUAUCCACAAACUUUACGUUAGUUGUUGAAACAAGUUGAAAAAAAUAUGCAUUUUCAGUUAACAAUAACUUGACAACCUGCGGCGUGAUACCGCGAUAGGAACUGAUCAUCACCAAACUUUCCUCAAAAUGCGCACGAGAGACAAAGAGACAGCUACAAACGUCAGAUGCUGGUAUUUGAUCGUCUAGAAAAAAAAUUACAGCAUCCACCCCUCCCCCUUCCUUUGCAGGUCCUUGUUAAGACAAGUGAGAUGGCCUUACGCUUAUGAUGCAAAUGAAUCCAGUAUAAAACGAUUCUGAAACGUUUUGUUUAUCACGUGAUGUGGUUAGAAACUAAGGCCACUAAACAAGUUCGAUGAUGUCAGCUUUCUCAGCCAGAAAACAUAAAAAACGACUUUCGAAAGUUCAUUUUCAGCGAAAUAGAUUAGUUGAACAAGGAGAAGAUGCAGUGAAAAGAAGUAGACUGAGUGGAAAAGUACUUAUUUCAAAGGUGGGUAACUCCAUAAAUAAGAAAAAGUAGGAAAGAAGGUAGAGUAGUAGUAUUUAAGUAAUCUCACUUUUAGAAUUAAAUUGCCACUCGGCAUGUUGAUUAUAAUCCCCGUACCUAAUUAUGAUGAUCUUCUUAAUUAUUUAUAUUCUUUGUGAAAUUUCCAUUUAAUGACCCCUCUUACGUUAACAGUUUUCAGGGUUAAUCUUAGUAGUAUUACAGUGAAACCUCUAUUAAGCGGACACCUUCGGGACCUUCCGAAGUGUCUACUUAAUAAAGGGUGUCCGUUUGAAAGAGGUUUGUAAAAUUUGCGCAAUGUUUGUUACAGCUGUGCUGUACUUGGUGCAAGACUUUUAGGUGAACUUUGAUCGCGGAUGACAGUCAUACGGCUGGAUAUCGGUCUAAUCUACAGUUUAUUGACAGCUAAAUGAAUUGAUUUAUCUUUAUAAAUCGACUACAAUACGUACUUCUAGGACGUAAUCCAAUACUACUAUUGUCAAUUCAGUCCGGUGUUCGCUUAAUAGAGGUUUUUAACAAUAGAAAUUUGCCAAAUACAAUAUAUUUUAAUGUCCGCGUCCGCUUAAUAGAGGUGUCCGCUGAAUAGGGGUCGUUAUAAAGGGAAAUAUAACACGUUAAUUUCGGGACCCGGCUUAGCUAGUGUCCGCUUAAUUGGCGGUCCGCUUAAUAGAGGGUACACUGUAUUUAGUUUUUAAAUCUUGUUCAGCGUUUUUAACCAUUGUUCAAGAACUCUUCCGAAUCUUUAGCCUGACUAGCCUUAAAAAGUUGUACAUUAAUUAUAAAGCGAGAGAAAGCAAACUCUGCGUGGUUUUUUGUUGACGUUGACAGUGUAUUUCCUUUUGUUCUAUUCAUGUAGAUGGCAUAUCAGGCUCGCGUUGCUACUGACAUUCCCUACAUCGAUAUUAAAGCCAUGAGAGACAAAUCCCCGGAUGUUCGCGAUCGUUCCUCAUUAGAAGGGUGGCCAGCGCUCAGCUCCACCCCUGUGAGGGCAAUCGGCUGCGUAAGCUACAUUCUGUUUCUAACCUGGCAGAUGAUUGGCUUAGUCCUGUACUCCAUCCGAGUAUUUGAGGCGACGAUCAUUGCUCGAAAAAGUAGUUACCAGUCCUCCAAUAUAACCACAUACCCUUAUUCUCAAGAACUGGAAUUCGCCUGGGUGAUUUCGCAGAUAGUAAACACUGGAUUGCUGAUCUCCGCACUCUCGAAAGUCCCCUCAUUUCUUGGCUAUUGCACUAUCCUAGAAUCUCUUGUUCAUCUCUCAUCCUUUUGGAGCCUUUUGGUCUUGUAUGGAAUAUCCAUUUUACGUUAUCUUCUCAUGAUUAUACUUAAAAGUGACUCGAGUGAAGAAAUUUCUUUGCUUAUGGCGUUUAUGAUUUCUGAAGGGACUCAGGUCAUUUUCAUUGGCUUUCUCAAUUUCACUCAAGUAAACCAUUUUCGAAAGAAGUAUUCCCUGAUCGUUUUGGCCUUCUUUAAAUUGAACAUAUUUCUUCUGUUCUUGGCUUUCUUCGUAAAGUUUGUUGCUAACAUUUUGCAACUUACUUUGCAUAUUUAUGGCAUGGAUGAUGAUGUCGCGAUUUCUUCAGACUUUUUGGAGUUGUUGGGUGCAGUCCGAAAAUUUACCUCGAUUUAUUUCAAGUACAGACUGUAUGUUUUCUACUGGGAAAAGCUAUUUUCUGACAACCGGAAUAUUCUUUGCCAUCACGAUCAUUUGCAUUAG